AUGGCCUUCGGGACAGAGGCACUAGGUUUCUCACAACUUUUCCCAGGAAUCACCAACACUCUUCUCACCCUGGACUCUAAUUUCCGCAUCCCACUAUACAGGGAGUACAUACUGUCUCUGGGCCUCGGUGGCGUAUCGCGCUCAUCCUGCAAGAAAAUCCUCUCUCAAGGCGGACCAGACGGCAAAGGCAUGGGAAGAGCAAUUACCAUUGUCAUUGGCGGAGCUCGAGAAUCCCUGCUCGCUACUCCAGAAACAAUGAGACUGAUAGUCCGUGAUCGCAAGGGAUUUGUAACUCUCGCCGUCCAGCAAGGCGCGGAUCUCGUUCCGGUUCUCGGUUUGGGUGAGAAUAAUCUGUACGACCAGAGAGACACAUCAGAGGAGCAUCCGCGUUUGCUAAAAGUCCAAUUGCUUUUGAAGCAGGUAUUUGGAUGGACCAUGCCUAUGUUCCACGGGAGGGGCCUCUUGGGCAAAUGGCCAGGUCUUCUGCCCUAUCAGAGGCCGUUGGAUAUUGUUGUUGGGCGGCCGGUGGAGGUUGAGCAGCAGGACAAUCCUGAAGAGGAGUAUGUAGAUCUUAUUCACAGAAGAUACAUGGAUGAAAUAGAGAGAUUGUGGGAUGAAUGGAAGGAUGUUUAUGGGGGAAAGAGGGCGUCGAAGUUGGAAUUUCUAUGA
Molecule: messenger RNA, 669 nt
Organism: Monascus purpureus
Lineage: Eukaryota; Fungi; Ascomycota; Eurotiomycetes; Eurotiales; Aspergillaceae
Source: the annotation of a GenBank genome assembly